ACGCGCCUGGAUCCACGGGCUGCUGGAGAGAGAGAGAGAAAGAGAGACAGAGAGAGAGAGAGAGAGAAAGAGAGAGAGGGGGAGAGAGCUGUUGUGGACGCGCCGGCCUGUGAGCUUGUGGUGGUGGUGCUGUUGGUGUAUGUGGGAGCAGGAGGAGAGACUCUGCAGUGUCUUGGCAGCUGCAUUCGUGCAUCUCCCAUCGUCCGCGAUGCCUCCACGGCCAUUGCCUGCCUCCUCCGCGUCCACUUGACAAUAGAAACCGAUAUGAACUCGUCGGGAAACUGAGCCGGAGGUUCACACCACAGCUCCUCGUUUAUAUGUCCCCGGAGACAGUCCGGAGCGCUUCAUUCACGCACCGAAACCGAGAAUAUUUUUUUAAUGGAAAAUGGCGAUAGGCAAAAGGUCUUGCAGCAUCGUCUGCUUGGUAUCUAUCCAGAUUAUCUUGAUUUUCAGCGCAUCGUGGCCUGGAGCAGCGGCUCUCACAUUCCCCCAGCAAUACACGAUAAUGCACUGGGCCAGACGCAUCGAGCAGGAGAUUGACAGAGUCUUUCAGCAAAUCACUGGAGCUCAGCAGUUGAAAGGGAUAUACAAUGAAGAAAGAAGACGAUUUAGUCUGGUGAAGAAUCAGCCUCGGAAGAUUGUGGAGAAGGUGGCCUCAGACAUAGAAAAACUCCUGGCUAAGAAGCGUAAAGCCCUUGACAGGUUAGCCAGUGAAGCAGAGCGGCUCCAGCGAGAGCAUCUAUGGCAGGAUGGGAUCAAGGAGCUGGACAUGGCUUAUUAUGACUCUAAAGCUGAGCUGGAUUAUUAUUCCAUGGAUGGAGAAGGAGAGGUGGAAAACCCAUCACACAUCAAGCUGGAGUUUGUUUAUGAUCCAAACUUCAAAAACAAUGUCAACUAUUCAUACACAGCUGUUCAGAUUCCCACAGAUAUUUAUAAAGGAGCUCCAGUCAUUCUGAAUGAGUUGAACUGGACGCAGGCUCUGGAGAAAGUCUUCAUGGAGAACAGCCGGGAGGAUCCGUCACUGCUGUGGCAAGCGUUCGGGAGUGCGACGGGCGUCACCCGCUACUAUCCAGCGACACCUUGGAAAGCACCUGAUAAAAUCGACCUGUAUGAUGUCAGGAGGAGGCCCUGGUACAUCCAGGGCGCCUCAUCCCCUAAAGAUAUGGUCAUUCUUGUUGAUGUGAGCGGUAGUGUCAGCGGACUCACCCUAAAACUGAUCAAAGCGUCCGUGAUGGAAAUGCUGGACACUUUGUCUGAUGACGACUAUGUCAACGUGGCCAGGUUCAAUGAGAAGGCCGAGGCCGUGGUUCCUUGCUUCAAACAUCUCGUCCAGGCUAAUGUGCGCAACAAAAAGAUCUUCAAGGAUGCAGUGCAGCAGAUGCAGGCUAAAGGCACCACUGACUACAAGUCUGGAUUUCAUUUUGCCUUCAACCAGCUGUUAAAUAAGACAAAUGUACCCCGGGCUAACUGCAAUAAAAUAAUCAUGCUGUUUACUGAUGGAGGGGAGGACAGAGCUCAGGACGUCUUCAUGCAAUACAACUGGCCCAACAAAACGGUUCGAGUAUUCACCUUUUCUGUGGGUCAACACAACUAUGAUGUCACUCCCUUACAAUGGAUUGCAUGCACCAAUAAAGGUUACUAUUUUGAGAUCCGUUCCAUCUGUGCUAUAAGGAUUAACACCCAGGAGUACCUCGAUGUGCUGGGGCGCCCCAUGGUUCUGGCAGGCAGCGAUGCCAAACAGGUUCAGUGGACCAAUGUGUAUCAGGAUGCAUUGGGUCUUGGCAUGGUAGUAACUGGGACUUUGCCUGUAUUUAAUCUCACCAUGGAUGGAAACUCACAGAAUCAGCUGAUAUUAGGUGUCAUGGGAGUUGACGUGCAUCUUGAUGAGAUAAAGCGACUGACGCCACGCUACAAUCUUGGAGCCAACGGAUACAUAUUUGCCAUCGAUCCAAAUGGAUAUCUUCUCCUACAUCCUAACCUCCAACCAAAGCUUGUGAACCUCCCUGAACCUGUGACGCUGGACUUCCUAGACGCAGAGGUGGAGGACACCAACAAAGAGGAGAUCCGCCGACAAAUGAUUGAUGGAAGACCAGGGGACAUGCAGGUCAAAACACUGAUCAAGUCGAUUGACGAGAAUUACAUUGAUGAGGUGUACAGGGGUUACACCUGGACUCCUAUCAACGGCACAGAUUACAGUCUUGGCUUGGUACUACCCCCCUACAAUGAUUACUACAUCCAGGCAGACCUGAGUGAUGUGAUGCUGCAGCUCCAGUAUAUGCAGUCGCUGCUGCCCAGCUCCUUUGAAUCAUCAGGACAUGUGUUUCUGGCUCCACGGGAGUACUGCAAGCGUCUGCACCUUUCUGACAACAACACCCAGUUUUUGCAGAACUUCCUUUCGCUCAUUCUGGAUAUUUCUCCAGAAUCUGAUGAGUGUGACCAAAGCCUCAUCCACAACCUGAUUUUGGAUUCUAGGAUUAUUGGGCAGCUGGCCUCUCGUGUAUGGAAGAACAAGGACCUGAAUUCGUACGGCUUCCUGGCUGUGUUUGCAUCCACAGAUGGUGGAAUAACGCGAGUUUUCCCCAACAUAGCUGCUGAAUUAUGGGAGGAAGAUCCUGAACCCUUUAAUUCAAAUUACUAUAGACGGAGCCUCGACAACAGAGGUUACAUGUUCAGAGCUCCACCCAGAUCCUCUUUGGACGACCCUGUAGGUGCAGAAAACGGCACUCUUGGAAUUCUGGUCAGUUCCGCUGUAGAGGUUAAUUUAGGAGGCAAACUGCUCAAACCCGCAGUGGUUGGAGUGAAGCUGGACAUGGAAGCAUGGGUCGACAAGUUUAAGAUCCUGGCCAGCAACGUGUCAGACAGUCGUCAGGGCUCGCACAAGUGCGGACCAUCCAGAAGUUGCGAAAUGGACUGUGAAGUGAACACUGAUGACCUCCUCUGCUAUCUCAUUGAUGAUGGUGGGUUUCUGGUUAUGUCCAAUCAGAGAGAUCACUGGAAAAAGAUCGGUCUUUUCUUUGGUGAUGUGGACCCUUAUCUGAUGCACGCGCUCUACAACAACUCUAUUUUCUCCCGCCGUCAGUCUUUUCACUACCAGUCUGCAUGUGAACCAGUCAGCAGCAGCCACACCGGUGCAGCACCGAGAGGCAUCUUUGUGCCGUCCAUUGCUGACAUCCUCAGCUUGGCCUGGUGGACGUCCACAGUGGCAUGGUCUGUGGUCCAGCAGCUACUGUAUGGACUGGCCUACAACAGCUUGCUCUACCAAGAUGAUGUCCUAGUUGAAGGUUUUGAGACAAAAGAAAGCAGCUGUGUGACCAUCCAGAGCCAGUUCUACUUCACAAACACCACCAACUCCUACAACGUGCUGCAGGACUGUGGAAACUGCUCACGGCUGUUCCACGCGAAGCGGAUAGAAAACACCAACCUGCUCUUUGUUGUUGCUGAGACGCUUCCCUGCAGCUCCUGUGAGAUCGAGAGAUUGACCCAGGUGAGGACGGAGUUUCAGGAGGAGAAUCCAUGUGAAGUACUGAGCAACGCACGAUAUCGUAAAGGCCCGACUUCCUGCUUUGACUACAGUGCCUUAGAAAACACGUCAGAGUGUGGACGGGGUCAUUCUCUGGAGUCCUCCAUAGGAGUCCUUCUCUUUAUUCAGCUUAUUCUGCCUCUCUUUCAUCUCUGACACGUGCAAACAUCUUUCAUCUCUUUGGGUUAAGGCUCGGAUCUACUGAAGGUCAGAUCAAACAGCAACUGCAAAAUCCUUUUUCUUUUUUUCUUUUUUUUUAAUCUACAAAAAGCACACGAUGCAUUGUGCUAGUGGUAAAAAAGUACCUGGAUCAGCUCUUUGUUAUUUUUUUGCCUUAUUGCAUAUGCAUUUGUUGGUGUUUGAGGGCUUAAAUGCAAAAUAUAGGUAAAGAAUGUGUUGAGUGUGCAUGCUACUUACACUAGGACAAGCAUGUUUGAAAUUUUUUGCACAUGGGCUCAGCCACAUAAUGAAUCACGCAAAAAGUCAGGGAGGCAGCCUAAAUAUACUUUUAAUAGGCCAAUAAAUAAGCAACCUGCUGGAAUAGAUGUACUGAAGGGAGGUUAUCAUAUCAUACCGUAGGAAUACUUUGUAUUACGUAAAAGUCAAAAUUUAAAAAUAAAUAAAAUAGUCCCUAACAUAUUAAUAUGGAAGCAGCAUUUUGAUGUUGUAACUCGUCAAGAUGGAGCUAAUUUUCACUACUUUAUACACUGCUGAGUAUUAUGUCUGUAACAAUCUAUUUAAUAAAAUUUUCUGUGUAAAAUCGUAAAAUGAGAAGUAAGAACUUCUGUCAAUUAUGUAGUGGAGUAAAAAGUCCAAUAUUUUUCUCUACAAUAUAGUGAAGUUGAAUAAUUAAAAGUGCUCUGUGCAGUUAAAGCUUCUGUUUACAUGCGCAGUUCAAAACUAGGGCCCACUUAGAAAAGCAUGGCUCUACGAGUGGUCGGAAACUCCACAUGGUACCUUUUUAAAUAGCAUAAAGUGGAAAUACUUCAGUAAAGUACAAGCAACCACAACAAUACACCCAAAGACAGUAGCAUACUAAAUGGUCUACAUCUAAAUACAAAGCUGGACACGCCUGGUUUUUAUUCAGAGGAUUUCACAGUUGAGUGAUUCAACUGCUUUCAUGAGACAUUAUUCUGAGUUUUUAGAUCUUUGAUUGUAUAGUAUUGUUAAACAACUCUGAAUCUGCUGUAAUUUAUUUAAAUUUUUGUUGGUAUGGAUUUAAAGUUUUCAUACAGUACAACUCCUGGGUAAAGCAGUCCUCGGCAUUUCCACAAAUGACAAUUUUACAUGUGCACACCACACAUUGAGAUAACUGCUGCAGCAUGAGCAUGUAAAUAAAUAGACAAUAAAUAGACAGAAUUGGCUGCUGGUUUAGCUUUAGGGUUCAAAGUCCCACCUGUAGUUCGCUCAGACACUGCUUGUGGCAACUUUAGCUUUUGUUGGCUUAAAAUGAAUUAUCUACUCCUGUUUUCUUUUGCAUGUGGGGUCCUGGUAACUGUUGCUGUACAUAAAGGAGUAAUGCACGUAGAGCUGUUUCUAGUCAAUAGUAGAUCCGGGCCUGAACCUCACAUUCACUUCAGUGUCUUUCAGUCCACCUCUGACCUUUGCCAAGACAAUUUCAGUAUUAUAAAUUGUAUCAUAUGUGACCCAGAAUGAUUUCUUGCUGCCAUUUCAAGUACUCUCUGUCUCUUAAAUCUCUUUAAAUCCAACAGACAGAAUUUUCUGACAGAAGUUAGAUGAUUGAGAAGAGUUUUUUUUUUUUUUUUCUCCUAAAAUUAUUUUCUCAGAGCACUUUGACACAUGAGACAACAGAUCAGAAAAGCCAGUAUGAUGAGUUAUACCAGUGUUAGACCUUCAGCAAGAUUUUGUGACUUUUCAUGACACACAUCAGUGAUAAAACAUCCAUGUAGUUUAAUUGUGAUACAAAGAUUGUUUAAGUCAGGGUUUGUGUUGUUGAAAUGCUUCCACAGAUGCGGGGUAUGAUCUUGAAGUGCUUCCAGUCAGUUCCAGUAAGAGGUUGUUAAAAGAUGUAAAAAUCAAACAGAAGACCAAAAUCAUCAAACAUUCAUUGAUUUUGAGUAGAAGUGCAUCCUCAAUUGACUAUAAUAUUUAAGAGCAGGUGACACUGCGCAGUGUUUAAUGCAAUAAUUCUAUUAUAAUUGGAUACUUUAUUCUAGCAGUGAUAUUUGCUUUGUGAUCAAAUGAAGAGUAAUUCAAAUGCAGUGUUAUCUGUGUAGUCCUAUAGCACACAAUGUGCAGACGUCUGUGUGUGGCCGACAUGUUUUUAAAUGUGUUUGUUGUUUGAUUGAUGGGAAGCUCUUUGUCCCUGUUUUUGUAUCUUGUAUCAUCACUAUUUGUCAAAUCUGAAUUUAUGCACUUAUGUAUGCUUCUGUAUGGGGAAUGUAGCUUCUGAACAGCUUUCGGUGUUACCAAUAUAUUAUUAGUAUGUGAUGCUUUUUGACCCUGAGUUGAGAUUCCCCUGAUGUCUCAUUGAAAGUGAUGAUUCUCUGUGGUAGAAUAUUUUCAUUUUAUCAUGCAUACCUCGUCUUCACAGCGAUGUCUGAUUCAACUUUUUAUAACAUGAUGGAGCUGUAAGACUUACCAGUUUAGUCACAGUGAGCUGUCUGCCCAGUGCUGAAUGUAUGGGCUCAUUACUACAUGAGCUACAAGUUGGUUUUUUUUGUUUUUUUUUUAUCUUUAUUUAUUUAUUUUACCAAACUCCAUUUAUAGUUUAAUAUGACAAACAAUCUUUUUAAAGAUGUUUAAAAACACGUAAGACAUACAGAAACAAAUUGUUCUUCCUCAUCAAAAAAUCCUGAUUCUUAGAAAAUGCAAAUCUUUUUUGCUUCAAAAGUUUAACUGCUGGACACAAGUCAUCUCCUACUUUACUAUUAAGUCUGUUCUCAAUAUAUGUAGGAUCCAAGUUUCCACAUGACACUGGAGGGAGUUGAUUAUUGAUUAUUGGCCCCAAACUAAUUAUGAUGUCACAAAUCAUGCUUGUGUACACACAUGUUAAAGUCUGAUUUACAAAGAAUGAAAUUUUCCCUCUUCAAAAGAUGUUUGUGAAAUGUGAAAACUGCCUUCUAGUGUCGAACUCUGCACAUACAUCAUUCUUCACAGUGGAGGUCAAACAUCUAGGUAAAAGCAAGAAAAUCUAUUUUGAGUGGAGGAGGACUUUAAACCACUUUAAAGCAACAAAGACUGACAGUGGUAGAGACUUUGUGACCUCAAAGUGUAUCCAUAAAGAGUUAUGCAUGAUAAAACCCUGAAAACAUUUUCCCACAGUGACUUAUCAGCCCCUCACUCUGGUUACAGAGUUAGUGGGAGAUAUUUUUAAAAAGCUUUUCUGACAAAAUAUUUGUAAAAUGCUAUUUUUUUCCCCCCCGUCUGCCAGGGUGCUCCACCCUGCAGUGCCUUGUUGCACUUGUUUUGGAUGGCAGGAACAUUUGGUUCUUAGCUGUGGAAGUUCAUCCUGCAGGCCAUGUGACAGACACACUUGAAUUUCAAGGGUUGCUAUGGUUCAACUCUAAAUGGACUCCUUGGUCAGCGAUUAUAUAUUUAAAAAAAAAAUGCUCUUCAUGAACUUAGAUUUUUAAAGAGCACAACAGAAGUGUGUUGAGCAGCUGGCCUCCCCUCCUGCCUUCUCAUGGACAGAUGUUUGUCGAUGCGAUGAGAACAAACCCUGCUGCCCUUCUGCUUCGUGUCGUUUCUCUCUACACUGUGGUUCAGCCUUGAAUCAAAGCACAGACACUAUCCAUUUUCAUAGGUUUCUACUUCGUCCCAUCUGCACACUGUAUAUUCUGUAUUUGAAGCCUGUUGGAAACAUGUACUUUUCCAUUAGGAAACGAGUGAAUGUUUAUGUACAGUAUACCUACUGUUGUGCUUCUCUACUGUACCCCAGCAUGGUGGGGACCUGGAGAAACAGAUUAAAGCUCAACACUGUUUGGAGACCUCAGUUAAAAAAUAAAAAAAACCCACUGCAACAAAAAACUAACAACAACAAAAAAAAAGCUUUUACUCUGAGACCUGCAGUCGGGUCAUAUUGCAUUAUUCAAACAACACUGUUGUACAUUGACGGAAAGACAUUUUGUGGAACUCUUUAUAGCCUACAAUAUAUUACUACUGUUGAGGUCAGUGUUGUAGUUUUGUUUUAAAUUAUCAGUAUUUAUUUGCAUGAUAUUUUGGACGAUUUACAGAUUUGUGUACAUAGCCUGAUGGAUAUUUUACAUUCCUGUCCGCAUCCAGCUCUCCAUCACUCUGGGGAGACGCGAUGGCGCCCUCUGUGGAUAUUUCGGGUGAUGUGGAGGCCUCAGAGCUCUUUGCUGUGUGUAAACAAAUGAAGCUGAAAGUUUGACUUCAGUGAAGCCUACAAUAACUGUCAGUGUUUGCAACUUAGGUGUUUUGCCGCAAGUAAAAAGCACAGAGAUGUUAAGAGUUAUGAGCAACAUACUGCCUGAUCAAACUUUUGUCAUUUACUUAUGAAAAAUGUCUCCAAGUGACAUAAAAACGCUGAUAAUGAUUUAUGCAUUUAAAGGCUGUACAAGAACCAAACACGGCAGUGGCAUGUGUGGGGAUUAAUGAACUUUGUUUAUAAAAUAGAUUUAAAUGUUGCUUAUUUAAUUUAUAUAUUUAUUAUUUUAGUUAUGAUUGAUUUAUUUGGGUAUUGUGAAGAAUAUUUGUAUUGAGCAGAAAGGAACUGAAUGUGAUUGAAGCUUGUGUGGGCACAAUAAGCAGUUUACAAGAAAAUCUGCAAAACAAACAAAAAUAUAUAUAUUUACUGUAUGUCUAUGUCAUUUUAUUUGCUGAGUAUCAAAAGAUAAGAAUGUUAAUGUUUUUGCUGUAACUUUGCUUUUCGUUUUGCUGACGUUGUCGUUUACUCGGGACAGUUUCCUCUCUUUGUGCCAGUCUCCAACGCCACCUCAUUUUUGUACAGACGAUGUGAAGCAGUCUGCAGAAGAUGAAGGUUAACUUUGUAAAGAUUUUGUCAGUCACAUUACAAAAUAGAUAUUUAAAUGUUUAUAUCUUUGGUGAUUAAAUGCUAUUGAUAUUUUUCACUUCA
Molecule: messenger RNA, 8579 nt
Organism: Seriola aureovittata
Lineage: Eukaryota; Metazoa; Chordata; Actinopteri; Carangiformes; Carangidae
Product: voltage-dependent calcium channel subunit alpha-2/delta-2-like
Exons: 38
Coding region: 386-3676 (1096 amino acids)
Cellular component (GO): voltage-gated calcium channel complex
Molecular function (GO): voltage-gated calcium channel activity
Source: RefSeq, a predicted model, not a curated record